AAGCAGUGUUGAAGCGCCCUUACAUGAGCUAAACUCUCAAAGGGCACAUUACAGUACGCUGACAAACAUACUGGCAUUGUUCUCCACUUGAAACAGGUGGUUUAGGGGAUUUUUGGGGGGAAUACAAAAGGAUAAUACAAAAGCAAGGAAUAAAAGACAAAUUACUCAACGUGCCAAGGAUUUUAAGUAGGAGCUACACAAAGUUUGAGGAAGACAUCUGGAAACAUCUGGAGUUAGACACAAGUGGGCCAAACAAACAAACAAAGAAUGUUUGAUGGAUAAAAAGUUCCCCAGAAUUGUGGAUUAAAGAAUGAAAGAUUGAGAGGUGGACUGCAGAUCAUUUUUCCACUGAGGAUCUUGUUCCUUGCGUUGGAUCAGGUUGAUGUUUGCCAGCCGACUUUGAGGAACGGCAGGUGUGGGGUGUUUUUCCCCUCAUCCUUCUGAAGACAGAUUAGACUGAAAACAGGUCUGAUUAUUUGGUUCUCUUCUCAAAUUUCAAUGACUACCAAUCCUGCCCUUUCUCUUAACUACUUUCAACAUCCUUCAAAUGUACUUUUUUAAAGGGAGCCAUUUCUAAGACCAACGUUUUGUUUUUCAUCAGAUCAUAAAAAAAGUUGUAAUUAUACCUUUGCUUUCAUUUUUGUUUUCUGUGUGUGUCGCAUGAGUAGAGUCGUGUUAUGGUAGAAGAGAAAAGACAAGCAGUGGUUGGGAGAUUAAAGUAAUAGAAAGGGCGAAGAGGGGAGAUAAACAGAGGGAAUUAAAGAAAGUAAACAUCUCUGUGUCUACCGUUGAUCUAAACAUCUCCCAUCACAAAUCACAGAAGUGCAUUUUGUUAGUGACCGAUCCGUGAUACUUGUAAGACAGUUUGGCAUACACAGACAGACGGGACAUGCAAAUUGUCUGAGACACACACACACCACAGAGGGACUGUUACUGUAUAUGUGCACUUUGGUGUGCGUUGCAGAGUACUAUCUGCUCUUUUGUGGAUUGAAGGCCAAAAGAACAUAGACCAACCGAAGACUUGUAAGUUAGAAAUAAAGAAAAUAUAAAAGCACCCGGGUAGAGCUUCUUCCACUAUGUCAGCGGACACCUUGAAAGAUCUAUCUCAAACCACAGAGAGCUUGGACAGACCAGAUGCCUCCAGAAUGUACAUCUACACCCACGCCUGCCCAUGCACAGGAAGAAGACGCAUCCGUGGCAACAACAACAGUACCUACAGACACCCUCUCCAACUCCCGCUCUUCCCUGUGGCUCUCAUCCUCGUCCCCUUGCUGCUCUGUCUCUGGGGCCACCAGGCCCAAGGAGUCGUCCACUCCAGCUUCCGCCGCCUCAGCAGCCGAGAGAAGAAAGAGAUGCAGAGGGAGAUCCUGUCCAUCCUGGGUCUACCAGGUCGGCCCAGACCCCAUCCUCCCCUCCGACCGCCCUCCUCAGCCCCCCUCUUCAUGCUGGACCUGUACCACGCUGUGUCGGCCGAGGGGGAUGAGGGAAACGGAAUAGGGAAUGAGGUAGGGGGACUGGGGUUCGGUGGUCUGGACGGGUUGACGGGCCACGUCAGCCAUGCUGCACUGCCUACUCUCAGCACACACAUGCCGCCGCUGGGGACGGUGGUCAGUGAGGCCGAUACGGUCAUGAGCUUCGUUAACCUGGUGGAGCAGGAGCGGGACCUGCUGCAGCCACGGCCGUACUGGAAGGAGUUCCGUUUUGACCUGACGCCCCUCCCCCAGGGGGAGACAGUCACGGCUGCAGAGUUCCGCAUUUAUAAGACCCUGACCAUGGGCCAGAGGGCCAACCGCACCCUGCACAUCUCCGUCUACGAGAUCCAACGGGAGAACAAACACAGAGAGCCAGAGCUGGUGCUGCUGGACAUGCAGUCAGUGCCCGCGGGGCAGGAGGGCUGGCUGGCUUUUGACGUGACAUCUGCCAGCAACCGUUGGCUCCUGCACCCCCGCAGCAACCUGGGAAUCCGGCUUUAUGUGGAGACAGAGGAGGACCGGUCCUUGUCAGCUGGGUGGGUAGGCUUGGUGGGUCGAAGGGGCCCCCGCUCCAAACAGCCCUUCAUGGUGACCUUCUUCAGGGCCAGCCAGGCCCCCUGUCGCCCCCCACGCGCCCUGAAACCCAACCCCCGCAAGAGGAAGCCCAAAUAUGACCUGCCCCUGCCCAGUAUACAUGGUGAGGUCCUACAAGAUCACAGCCACGUCAACAGUGGGCGUCAGGCUUGUAAGAGACAUGAAUUAUAUGUGAGCUUUAGUGACCUAGGCUGGAAGGACUGGGUCCUGGCUCCUACGGGUUACUCUGCUUUCUACUGUGAUGGAGAAUGCCUCUACCCUCUGGGUUCCUGCAUGAACGCCACCAACCACGCUAUGAUCCAACUAGUGGUUCACCUUUUGAAGCCAGAUGAGGUUCCCAAAGCGUGCUGCGCACCCACCAAGCUCAGUCCCAUCUCUGUACUCUUCUACGACGACAACAACAAUGUGAUCCUAAAGAAGCAUCGCAACAUGGUGGUCAAGACCUGUGGAUGUCUGUGACAUCUGUGGUGGCCCAUCUAUUCUACAUCAUUUUAAUAAACCUCACUACCAUUGUUCCAAAAGAUACAAACAGGGUAAUAUACCUUGCAGCCAGGAGUUAAUAUCAAUAAUCUGGCAAUAUGAGGAUAAAUAGUAUGUAUCUACACUGAACAAAAAUAUAAAUGCAACAUGCAACAAUUUCAACGAUUUUACUGAGUUAUAGUUCAUAUAAGGAAAUCAGUCAAUUAAAAUAUGUUCUUUAGGCCCUAAUCUAUGGAUUUCACGACUGGGAAUCCAGAUGUGCAUCUGUUGGUAACAGAUACCUUUUUAAAUGAAGAUAGGAGCGUGGAUCAGAAAACCAGUCAGUAUCUGGUGUGACCACCAUUUGUCUCAUGCAGCAGGACACAUUUAAUUUAAUACAUUUUUGUUCUUUUUUUAUUUAACUAGGCAAGUCAGUUAAGAACAAAUGUUUAUUUAAAAUGUCGGCCUACCCCGGCCAAACCCAACGACGCUGGGCCAAUUGUGCGCUGCCCUAUGGGACUCCCAAUCAUGACUGGAUGUCAUGCAGCCUGGAAUCGAACCAGGGACUGCAGUGACACCUCUUGCACUGAGAUGCAGUAACUUAGAACGCUGUGCCAUUCGGGAGCCCACAUCUCCUUAGCGUAGAGUUGAUCAGGCUGUUGAUUGAGGCCUGUGGAAUGUUGUCCCACUCGUCUUCGUUGGUUUUUUAAAGUCGCGGGAACUGGAACACGCUGUCGUGCACAUCGAUCCAGAGCAUCCUAAACAUGCUUGUGAGUAUGCAGGACAUGGAAGAAUUGGGAGAUUUUCAGCUCCCAGGAAUUGUGUACAGAUCCUUGCGAAAUGGGACCUCGCAUUAACAUGCUGAAAUAUGAGGUGGUGGCGGCAGAUUACUGGCACAGCAAUGGGCCUCAGGAUCUCAUAGCGGUAUCUCUGUGCAUUCAAAUUGUCAUCGAUAAAAUGCAAUUGUGAUCGUUGUCCGUAGCUUAUGCCUGCCUAUACCGUAAACCCACUGCCACCAUGCAGCACUCUGUUCACAACAUUGACAUCAGCAAACCGCUCGCCCACGCGACACGGGAUUCAUCCUUGAAGAGCACACUUCUUCAGCGUGCCAGUGGCCAUCGAAGGUGAGCAUUUGCCCACUGAAGUCAGUUAUGAUGCCGAACUGCGGUAAGAUCAAGACCCUGGUGAGUACGACAAGCACGCAGAUAGCCUUCCCUGUGACAGUUUCUUACAGUUUGUGCAGAAAUUUUUCAGUUGUGCAUUCCCACAGUUUCUUCAGCUAUCCAGGUGUCUGAUCUCAGACGAUCCCGCAGGUGAAGAAGCCGGAUGUGGAGGUCCUGGGCUGGCGUGGUUACACGUGGUCUGCGGUUGUGAGGCCAGUUGGAUAUUCAGCCAAAUUCUCUAACGACAUGGUAGAGAAAGGAAUAUUAAAUUACUUUGCAACAGCUCUGGUGGCCAUUCCUGCAGUCAGCAGGUGGAUGGAUUAUGUUGGAAAAGGAGAAAUGCUCACUAACAGGGAUGUAAACAAAUUGGUGCACAACAUUUGAAAAAAAUACUAUUUUUGUGCAUAUAGAACAUUUCUGGGAUCUUUUAUUUCAGCUCAUGAAACAUGGGACCAACACUUUAUAUGUGGCGUUUAUAUUUUUGUUCAGUAUAAUAUAUUGAUUUUGAGUAUGAGAAUGGUAUAUGAAUAACACACAUUGCCUCCUUCAUAAAGAAGGAUCUUCACAUUCGACUUAUAACCAUACUAAACUCUUAAACUAUUCAAAUCUACAGUAAUUCAGAUAAUUCCAUCACCUUUUGUCAAUUAUUCUAUGUAUCCAAUCAAAGCUGUAAAGUACUGUGACAUAAGUGCAAUGCUAAAUUUCUACCCUUUUGAUGGCUAUGUUGUCUUGUUGAACCAUGAAUUUCUCAUUGUCUCUUUUAGAUGUACUACACAUGGUUCAAUUAAAACACUAAACAUAUGGACCAUAA
This is a messenger RNA of Salmo salar (Atlantic salmon), 4499 nucleotides long. RefSeq names its product bone morphogenetic protein 8B. Gene Ontology annotation, cellular component: extracellular region. Gene Ontology annotation, molecular function: cytokine activity; growth factor activity. NCBI's taxonomy places the organism in Eukaryota, Metazoa, Chordata, Actinopteri, Salmoniformes, Salmonidae. The record is from RefSeq and is a predicted model, not a curated record.